GAAGCGCGCAAAAAAAAAAAAACCAUCUAUAUAGUAUGCAACAGGAUCACAACCACACAACCCAAAGGCAUCAAGUUCGUUUCAAUGUUUCCUGACCAUGUUCAUGACAUUGAGGAGCUUUCCCCUGAUGAUCGUACCCUGUUUGCGCAGAAGUACCGGAAAUGUCUCCACCAUGUAGCACAAGCAGCAAUAUGGACCACGUACAUCUACUUUGCAGCCCGGCUGUUCUUCGCCUUGAUGACCGUGGAGCGAACAUGGAAGAUGUGGGCGAUGCUUGGUGUUGAGGGUCUAUUUGCUCACAUAUCGUUGAACCAUCAACGCUUGUCGUUUGCCGCAACAACAAAUCCAUCACACCAGACACUGUGCAAGAGACUGCGCAGCAACAGAAACCUGCCCAGAGUUGAUGUGCUAGUAACAUGCUGCGGAGAGCCAGUCGAAAUCAUCCUAGACACAGUCCGAGCAGCAUGUGCGAUGGACUACCCGGCUUCCCGGUUUCGAGUGCGACUUCUGGAUGACGGAGCGUCACGAGACCUACGUGACGAAAUUGCAAAACUCGCCACGAAAUGGACUCACCUAUCCUACCACACUCGCGGCAAGCAAUCAGGGCAAUCUUUCGCCAAAGCAGGCAAUCUCAAUUAUGCCCUGUUCUCCCUGCAAACCGAAGACCCGCCAGAAUUCUGUACAGUCGUUGACGCAGACUCUAUCCUCAUGCCAGACUUUCUACGCGCAACGCUGCCUCAUCUACUUGCAGACCCGGAGGCCGCACUGUUGACCACACGACAGUAUUUCUACAACCUACCCCGCGGCGAUCCUCUCUCUCAGUCGCGGACAUACUUCUACACAUGUGAGAAUACCGAACUCGAUCUUCUCGGUCAUGCACUCGACGCGGGAUCCGGUGCAGUCUUCCGUCGCGAUGCGAUUCUCGAAGCGGGUGGAUAUCCAACCUAUUCCUUCUCGGAGGAUUGGCAGCUGUCGCUGAUUUUACGAGGGAUGGGGAAGCGCACGAUGCAGAUACAAGAGGUUUUACAAUUUGGUCUUGUUCCUACUUCUCUUGCUGGUCAUCUCAAACAGAGGAAUCGGUGGCACAUUGGACACUCUCAGCAGAUAUCUGUGUUGUUCUCUUCUGCUAAUGAGGCGAUUCCAGAGCAUCUCCGUUGGGAUAUUGCUCUUGGAGGGCUGUCUAUUAUGGUAGGGCUUGUGAGCUAUUCGAUCGGCUUUGUUGCUCUACCUUUCCUUCUCAUCUCUGAUGGUGGGUUUAUUCUUGCUGGAUCGGAGUUGGAGGUCAAGAUUCAACUUGUUCUGGCCAUCGCGCAUGUUGCAUCGACGUGGGCAUAUGAUUGGGCUCGGAGUGCACAUGCGGGUGUUUUAUUUGAGCCUUUUGCCCACGCGGAAAACAGUUGGCUUGCUGCUGCCCAUUUGUACGCCAUUGCACGAUUCCAUUUACUUGGAAGUAAGCCCAAGGGAUCCUUCGUUACCGGAAGCACCGCAAAUUCGAGCGAGAACACUACGUCCAUUUCGUCGUUCCGAAAGGCAUACAGAGAUAUUCUUCAAAGUGGUGCUUGGCUGAACGUUUGUCUUUUUAUUGCCACUCUCGGAGCUAUCCUCUUUGCCGUCUGGGCGGCUAUCACCCGAGAUAGAUCGACUAUUCUCAAACUGCUCACUACAAUUGCUUGGCCGCCAUUAUUGCACUUGUUAUUUUUGGCGAUCGUCAACAAUUGGGUACCCAUUGCUCAUCUUUUCAAUCCUCCAACCUAUCACUCCAGAGAGUCUAGGUUGCUCAUCACAGAGAAGGGAAUAUUGUACCCACGAGGGAAGGUUGAAGGGGAACUUCGGUCCGAGAAAUCCUUUUUUGGCCUCUGCUACUCCUUUCUGGUGCCAAUUGUUCUUUCGGGAGCGCUUGUGGGCGUUUUGAUAUCAUAG
This is a messenger RNA of Penicillium robsamsonii, 1920 nucleotides long. RefSeq names its product glycosyltransferase family 2 protein. The annotation marks the transcript as partial. NCBI's taxonomy places the organism in Eukaryota, Fungi, Ascomycota, Eurotiomycetes, Eurotiales, Aspergillaceae. The transcript is spliced from 3 exons. The record is from RefSeq and is a predicted model, not a curated record.